This is a messenger RNA of Xyrichtys novacula (pearly razorfish), 453 nucleotides long. NCBI's taxonomy places the organism in Eukaryota, Metazoa, Chordata, Actinopteri, Labriformes, Labridae. The record is from the annotation of a GenBank genome assembly.
AUGGGACAGGCCGCUCAGAAGCGCCGUUUGCUCAGGCAGCACAUGGCUUCAGAAGAAUGUGGCCUUCGGGGGGGAAGGAGCAGCACCUGCAUGGCGGCAGAGGCCGGGCCACUGAAAAACAGCAGAUGCACCGCAAUCUGGACACUGACUCCUUUUUUCUGUUUCACACAAAUGAGCAAGCAGGGCAGGGAACACUCAGCCAAAAGAAUCACAGAUGAGCUUUCAGAGACGCUCAGAGUCUCAGAGGUCAGAGCCCACCUGCUGAACUGGUUUACCUGCUGCGAACCAGAAGCUUGCCGCCUGCAUUUUAGCCUGGAAACAGAAAAAAGUGGAGGCUACCUCAUGAACAAGGCUGCUAAUCUCACAACAAAGGGUUCAACAGCCAAUAUGUCCCAAAAACCAUCCAGAAUAUUAGGGACAAUUAUGAAUCAAUUAGCUAACCACUUGAAAUGA